AUGGAAGAAAGCCAGAAAGAAAGCGCUUUUAAUGUUCAGAAUUAAAAUUUAGAUGUUUCACAAAAAUAGGAAAUUCAACAAACUAAUAAAAAGGUUAAUUUCAUGCUUUAAUAAAAUGAAUCACCACCUACAAGUCAUACUGAAAAUAAACAGCAAUAGGAAAUCAUUUAAUUUAAGAAGCCUUAAUAAGCAAUAUACAAUUCUAUGAAGAGAAAAACUUAUUCAAAAUAUGAUCUUGUAAAGGUUAGAGUCAUCUUGUAAGAUCAUUUUUACAUAUUCUCAAGAUUUCUUAUCAGUAGAGUACUAACACUUAUUAAGGUGAAAGAAAAAGACUCUAUCAGAAUGACUUUAGAAGUUAAAAAGAUGCUAAUAGAGUCAAACAGACUUGAAAUUAGUCAGGCAGAGUUAGAAAGCUACUUGUUUGAAGUGCUUAAGAAAUUUGGCUACAAUGAUGAAUUUGUGAAGCAAUAUAAAAUGAUCACGGCAUUCUAUCAGAAAAGACUUCCAUUUAUCAUAAUGAUUGUAGGCACAGAUUGUAUGGGGAAAUCCACUUUGGUUACAUAACUGGGUGAGAGAAUAAAUGUCUCAAAUAUUGUACAAACAAGUAUUGUACAAAAGGUUAUGAUGGGUCUUAGCUAAUUAAUGCAAGCAAACUAGAAAGCGAAAAUAGGAUUGGAAGAUGAGAAUGUUGACUAAUUGACUGACGAAGAUAUCAUUAAUAACUAUCAGGGGCUUUAAGGUAGUCAUCUGGAUCCAAAUUUAUAUCUCAGAAAAGGUAUUGCAGAUGAUGGAAGUUAGAAACUAGAAAUAUUUACUCCAAAUCCUGAAGACGAAGAAGAAUCUAUGAUUGAAAAUGAUUCAAUCAAGAAAAUGAGGAAGUAAAUGUAAGAAAUAAAUUAAAGCGGUGCUAUGAUUAUUCCAUUUUUGCUGACUAUAUCACCAGAGAGUCAUGGUCUUUGUCUUGAGAGUAAAAUUACUUAAGAGUUUUCUCAAAAACCUCAUAAGGAUCUGCCAAUAAAUGUAAAACAAUAUGUGAAGAGCUAAAUUAGAAAAUAUCAGACAAUUCAGAAUUAUUUAAUUAAAGAGUGUGAGAAAUUUGGAUUCAAAAUAUUAGAGAUUAACAUAAAUUACUUUGAGGAAACUAUUGAGAAAAUGCAUGAUCACAUUAAUAUUUGCUAGAUUUGA
Messenger RNA from Stylonychia lemnae, 1185 nucleotides. The record is from the annotation of a GenBank genome assembly. Lineage: Eukaryota; Ciliophora; Spirotrichea; Sporadotrichida; Oxytrichidae.